Eutrema salsugineum is the source of this 2156-nucleotide messenger RNA. Its product is annotated as CRS2-associated factor 1, chloroplastic. The coding region runs from base 1 to 2037 and encodes 678 amino acids. The transcript has 4 exons. Gene Ontology annotation, molecular function: RNA binding. Gene Ontology annotation, biological process: Group II intron splicing. NCBI's taxonomy places the organism in Eukaryota, Viridiplantae, Streptophyta, Magnoliopsida, Brassicales, Brassicaceae. The record is from RefSeq and is a predicted model, not a curated record.
AUGUCGUUGAAACUCAAUACCCCUUUUCCGAUUUUCGCGCCAUCUCUAUUUCCAAAUCCGAACCCAAGAGGACCCGGCGAGAUCCGAUUCUCAAGGUGGGGCAACGCCAAUGCGGAGCGGUUCGAGCAGCGUCGCCGGAGCCAAGAGGAGCUCGAGGCGGAAAUCCGUCGCGACCGCCGCUUUGACGCAGCCACCUCAAUCGUCCAUACACACGAUUCCGCCGCCGCAGCUUCUGAGCCGAAAACGUCGCCUUUUAGGUCAAGAGGCACUCCUUCACUUCCCUCCGCUCGAUCGAUUCCGGGUCGGAGAUCCAAAUACUCCAAACCCGAUUCAGGACCCACCAAACCGAAGAACAAACCUAAAGUUCCCGAUUCGCCGCCGCAAUUAGACGCGAAGCCGGAGGUUAAGCUGAGCGAAGACGGAUUAUCUUACGUCAUCGACGGAGCUCCUUUCGAGUUCAAAUACAGCUACACGGAGACACCUAAGGUCAAGCCAUUGAAGCUUCGUGAGCCUGCGUACGCGCCUUUCGGGCCCACGACGAUGGGAAGGCCAUGGACUGGCCGUGCUCCGCUUCCUCAGUCGCAGAAGACACCGAGAGAAUUCGAUUCUUUCCGAUUGCCGCCGGUGGGAAAGAAAGGAGUGAAACCGAUUCAGAAACCGGGUCCUUUUCGACCCGGGGUGGGUCCAAGGUAUGUUUACACCAAGGAGGAGAUUUUGGGAGAGCCAUUGACCAAGGAAGAGAUUAGAGAGCUUGUUACGUCAUGCUUGAAGACGACGAGGCAAUUGAACAUGGGCAGAGAUGGCUUGACUCAUAACAUGUUGAACAACAUACAUGAUUUGUGGAAGCGACGAAGGGUCUGUAAGAUUAAAUGCAAGGGAGUUUGUACAGUCGACAUGGAUAAUGUUUGCGAGCAACUAGAGGAAAAAAUUGGUGGGAAGGUGAUAUACAGAAGAGGAGGUGUGAUAUUUCUUUUUCGUGGUAGAAACUAUAAUCACAGGACAAGACCACGGUUCCCUCUUAUGUUGUGGAAGCCUGUAGCACCUGUUUACCCAAGGCUGAUUCAACAAGUGCCUGAGGGUUUAACUCGUCAGGAAGCUACCGAGAUGCGGAGGAAAGGACGAGAGCUCAUGCCCAUAUGCAAGCUAGGGAAGAAUGGUGUGUAUUGUGACCUUGUGAAAAAUGUGAAAGAAGCAUUUGAAGUUUGUGAAUUGGUUCGUAUCGAUUGCCAAGGGAUGAAAGGCAGUGAUUUUAGGAAAAUCGGUGCCAAACUCAAGGAUCUUGUUCCAUGUGUGCUCAUAUCUUUUGAAAACGAGCAGAUUCUUAUCUGGAGAGGAAGAGAGUGGAAAUCGUCUCUCACAACUCCAGAUAAAAAGGAUGAUAUCCUCGGAGAUAUCGAAGUUGAUACUGCCUUGCCUGAAGGUGAUGAUGAUGAAGCAUCGGAGUCACCAAAUCAGACGCAGGUUGUUACCCAGAACUCUCCUUUGGGUUCUAAGGAAUUGCAAAAUGACCAAUCAGCUGUUGAUAUCUUGGCAAUGGAAGGCAGAAACAGUAGUUUACAGAGCUCGUCUACAGAAAGAGAUAACUCUCUUGGAGAUCAUCAAGAACCUGAAGAGGAGUCGGAAGAGAUCAACACACAAAGCAUAGAGAGAGUUCUAAAUCUGAUGAAACAAGCUGUAGAGAGCGGGAAUGCGAUUGUGCUUGAAGCUACUGAUCUGGAUGCAGACACUGUAUUUGCAAAAUCAGUCGCCUUUUCGAGUGUAGCUACACCGGGACCAGUUUUCCAGCAUGGGUUGAGGAAAGAACCAAUGGUUAAGAAACAGGAAAACCACCGAGAAUUCGGGUACCAAAACCUAGAGGCAAAGACUAGUAAUGUUGUGUUUUCCCGGGAAAAAGAAGUUGCAGUGGGAGUGGAAAGAGAUGAGAAGAAGGAGAAGGAAGGGUUGAAGAAGAAAUUGGAGGAGUUUGAUGAAGAUUACAGAGAAGUGAUACCUCAUGGAACACUUAAAGUAGAUGAGCUAGCUAAACUACUUGCAUAAUAAAUUCUCUGUAUUUUAUGUUGUCUUGUAAGUGUAUAAUGUAGUCUAAUUAUCAUUACCAAUGUGUAAUCUUAAGAAAGGUAUGUAUCUUAGAUUUACUCUAGAUUAUUCAUGAACAA